This is a messenger RNA of Diatraea saccharalis (sugarcane borer), 1400 nucleotides long. The record is from the annotation of a GenBank genome assembly. NCBI's taxonomy places the organism in Eukaryota, Metazoa, Arthropoda, Insecta, Lepidoptera, Crambidae.
AAACUUUUAUUAUUUUUUGUUUUCUCCCUUUUUUCCACACUGAGAGCUACAUUACAUUUAAUAAAAAAUUUGAAUUUCUACAAUGGCCCCUGGAAAAUUCAAAUGCUCUGGAUGCUUGCAAAUAAUUACUGAUAGACAAUACUUAAAAUGCUGUGUAUGUUCGGAAUACUAUGACAUACUUUGUGCUAAUGUAUCCGAACAACGCUUUCGAAACACACUUACUGGACAGCACAAAACCAACUAAAAAUGUGAUGCAUGUAAGAACUCGGAGCCUAAAGCAGAUAACCGAAACACACCUAUUCGUGAACAUGAUGACAAGGUCAUGCGUCGUCGAGGUGCCUCAGCCCUGAGUCUGCUUGAGGAGCGCUUAGCGGUUCCUGUUUCUGCGGAUAUCGAGUGUAAACAAGGGGAUAUGCAAACACUUAUUGAAGAAUUGCGCUUGUUAGGAAAAGAAAUGCAGGAAACUCGUCUCCAGGUUCAAGUCCUUAACGAAACCUUGGGUGCGCUCGGGGCACGUGUGGAUGUUUGUGAGAGCAGGUUAGACAAACUGACCUCUCGUAUUGAAAAUAUAGAAUCUUGUGGCAUGGGUUCGGUGAUGGGCUGCGACGGUACUGCUUUGGCCAACACCAUUGAGUCUCUGAGGGCGGAACUAAACGAGCGUGAUCAGGAGCUGCUGAUGAACGAUUUGGAGAUCACUUGCAUACCGGAACAAAAAGGUGAAGGUCUCCAGCACGGCGGGAUGUGGUGAGUGCCGUUCGUGUCGGCCGAGAGCUGAACGUUGGUGGCGACGGCAUGUCGUCGGCAUCACGACCUCGCCCCAUAGUUGUCCGCCUGGUACAGCAUUCUUUACGAGAUGACCUACUUCAAGCAGUCCGUGUGCGCCGGGGAGCUACCACCGAAGGCCUCGAUCUUCCUGGCCCGCCUCGUCGCUUCUACGUUAAUGAACUGACGAAAACAAAUCGUUUAUUAAUUCGUCAACCACGUGAAAUCGGAGAGCGUCUUGGAUGGCGUUUCAUAUGGACCAGGGAUGGGAAAAUAUUUACUCGCCAGCACACUGGGCGUCACCGUUUGCGUACUGUAGCCGACCUCAUCAGUGUUUUUGAUCCUGAGGCCGUUGGUUCUGUAUCCGUUUAAGCCUGGACUAACAUCUUGUGUUAAAUUGCUUUGUUGCUGUUUUUAUAUUGAUUUUGUCCAUUACUUUAUUUUUUAUUUUAGACAUUCAUUCAAUUGUGUGUAUGACAUUGUAUCUAUUGUUAAUUUAAUUUGUAUAUAUUUGAAAUUCAAAGAUUGUAUAAUGUUAAUUAUAAUAAUAAUAAUAUAUAGUCUCCUUUUAUGUAUUAAAUAUGCUUAUUUGUAUAUUGAUUAUGUAUAUGACAUUGAAUUAAAUUUAAUAGAAUUUA